AGAAUCUUAGUCUGCUGUUAAUGCGAUACUGCGAUAUAGCUUCUCAAGUUAUCAUUUUCGAUUAGAAUUAAAAUUACUGGUCUUCUGGUAGUUGUAUAUUGGGAAGGAUAUAUAUCCUGAUAUUUUCUAAUAAACAAAUGAUAUAUUUUAGAAAUGGCAGAGGAACAGGAAAUCCGACAACUAGAAUUACUUUGUAAACAACUUUAUGAAUCCCAGGAUUCUACAAUAAGAUCAGAUGCAGAGAAAGCUCUUCUAGUUUUUCAAGACGGUCCCAAUACUUUAGGAAGAUGUCAGAUACUUUUGGAUAGAGGGGAUUCUAGUUAUGCCCAACUAUUGGCUUCAACAACUUUGACAAAAUUAGUUUCAAGGAGUUCUCAAGUGUUGAGUUUACAGCAGAGGGUGGAUAUAAGAAACUAUGUCCUUAAUUAUCUUGCUACUAGACCUAAGUUAACUAGUUUUGUUGUACAAGCUCUGGUCACUCUAUUUGCCAGAAUAACAAAAUUGGGAUGGUUUGAUAGCCAUAAAGAUGAAUUUAUAUUCAGAAAUGUAGUGAAUGAUAUCACUAAAUUUUUACAGGGCUCUGUAGAACAUUGUAUGAUAGGUGUUCAGUUGCUGUCCCAACUAACAUGUGAAAUGAAUCAAAUAUCAGAAUUUGAAGCUAAUAGAUCAGUUACCAAACAUAGAAAAAUAGCAUCUUCAUUCAGGGAUACACAACUUUUUGAAAUUUUUCGUCUUUCAUGCACUCUACUCGGUAACGCAAGAGAAAAUUGUAAAAAUCUUAAUUUCAAUGAUGAGAGCCAACAUGGGCUAAUGACACAACUGCUGAGAUUGGCACAAAAUUGUUUAACCUUUGAUUUUAUUGGUACUUCUACUGAUGAGUCUGCUGAUGACUUGUGCACUGUCCAAAUUCCAACAAGUUGGAGACCAGCAUUUUUAGAUUUUGAAACUCUUAAAUUAUUUUUUGACUUGUACCACUCACUUCCUACUACUUUGUCAUCAUUAGCUCUUUCAUGUUUGGUACAGAUCGCUUCAGUAAGGCGAUCUCUCUUCAGUAAUACAGAAAGGGCAAAAUUUCUUACUCACCUUGUUAAUGGAGUCAAGCACAUCUUACAGAAUCCUCAAGGUUUGAGUGAUCCACCAAACUACCAUGAGUUCUGCCGGUUACUGGCAAGACUCAAGUCAAACUACCAACUCGGAGAACUUGUCAUGGUAGAGAAUUAUCCUGAAGCUAUCCAACUGAUAGCUAAAUUUACAGUUGAAAGUUUGCAGAUGUGGCAAUUUGCUCCGAACAGUGUCCAUUAUUUAUUAAGUUUAUGGCAGAGAAUGGUCGCUUCCGUGCCAUAUGUGAAAGCUACAGAGCCACAUCUUCUGGAAACUUACACUCCUGAAGUAACUAAUGCUUACAUUACAUCUAGAUUGGAAUCAGUAGCGGUUGUUGUCCGCGAAAACCUAGAAGAUCCACUUGAUGAACUGGGAAUGGUACAGCAACAGCUUGAACAAAUCUCAGUUAUAGGAAGGUGCGAAUACCAGAAAACUUGCACACUUUUAGUGCAGCUAUUUGAUCAGGCGGCUAGGGCUUAUCAAGAUUCUUUAGGAGAACCCCAGCAACAAAUAGAAAUAACGAUUCAAGAGGGUCGACUCACGUGGUUAGUGUACAUAAUUGGUUCUGCCAUUGGGGGCCGAGUAUCUUUCAAUAGUAAUGAAGAACACGAUAAUAUGGAUGGAGAGUUAGUUUGUAGAGUUUUACAGCUUAUGAAUCUAACUGAUGCACGGUUGGCUCAAGGUGGUUGUGAAAAAAUAGAACUGGCAAUGCUAAGUUUUUUCGAACAAUUUCGUAAAAUAUAUGUAGGUGAUCAAGUGCAAAAGAAUUCAAAGGUCUAUAGGAGACUUUCAGAAGUAUUGGGCCUCAAUGAUGAAUCAACAGUGCUCAGUGUUUUCAUAAGGAAAAUAAUAACCAACCUAAAGUAUUGGGGCCGAAGUGAGCAAAUCAUCAGUAAAACACUUCAGCUUUUCAAUGAUUUAUCAAUAGGAUUCAGUUGUGUAAGAAAACUUGUAAAAUUGGACGAAGUUCAAUUCAUGCUCAACAGUCAUACAAGCGAACAUUUUCCAUUUUUGGGUAACAAUGUGGCCAUUACUGAAAUGAGGUGUCGAUCAAUGUUCUACACUUCACUUGGACGGUUAUUGCUGGUGGAUUUAGGAGAAGAUGAAGAUAAAUUUCAUACUUUCAUGAUUCCAUUAACAGCUUCGUUUGAAAAUAUUGGCUCAAUGUUACCACCAGCAGAGACGCCACCAUUUGACUCUUCAUCAUUAUUUGACGGAGCUAAAAAAGCACUUAUUGGAUUAGCAAGGGACUUGAGGGGUUUAGCUUACUCCUUCAACACUAAAACGUCUUAUAUGAUGUUGUUCGACUGGAUAUAUCCAAGCUAUACGCCUAUUUUACUGAGAGCAAUUGAAAUUUGGUAUCAUGAUCCUCAAGUAACAACUCCAAUCUUGAAAUUGUUUGCCGAAUUGGUUCAGAACAAAUCUCAAAGACUACAAUUUGAUGUUUCUUCGCCCAAUGGGAUUUUAUUAUUUAGAGAAGCAAGUAAAGUGAUAUGUAGUUACGGUAGUAGAAUAUUAACAACAGAAGUACCAAAGGAUCAAAUAUAUCCCCUAAAGUUGAAAGGUAUUUCAAUUUGUUUUUAUAUAUUGAAAGCAGCACUUUGUGGGAAUUACGUCAAUUUUGGAGUAUUUAGGCUUUAUGGAGAUGAAGCUUUAGACAAUGCUUUGAAUAUGUUUGUCAAAUUAUUAUUAUCUAUUCCACAAUCGGAUUUAUUGGAUUAUCCCAAAUUAUCCCAGACUUACUAUGUACUUCUAGAAUUCCUAGCACAGGACCACAUGAGUUUUUUGGCAACCUUGGAACCGCAAGUCUUUUUAUAUAUCCUUUCUUCUAUAUCAGAAGGCCUUACUGCCUUAGGUGGGACACUGAAUUAUUAUACAGAUACGUUGGUGUGUACAGGAUGCUGUGCUAUUUUAGAUCAUAUAGUUACAUACUUAUUUAAACAGUUAACUCAAAAGGCUUAUCCAAAUAAGAAGGCUAGGAUAGGAAUGACUCCAAACAGUGAUAUGUUUUUAAAAGUUUUGGAGAUGCAUCCUGAAAUACUUCAACAAAUUUUGAGUACUGUUUUGAAUGUGAUAAUGUUUGAGGACUGUAGGAACCAAUGGUCAAUGUCAAGGCCACUUUUAGGUCUAAUUUUACUGAACGAAGAUUAUUUCAAUCAAAUGAGGGAGAACAUUCUCCGAAGCCAACCUCCAGACAAGCAAUCUGCAAUGGCUCAAUGGUUUGAAAAUCUCAUGGAUGGUAUAGAAAGAAAUUUAUUAACUAAGAAUAGGGAUAAAUUCACGCAAAAUUUGUCGAUGUUUAGGAGAGAUAUCAAUGACUCGCUUAAAGGUCCAAAUAUUAGUACUUCCGUUAUAGACAUGAUGACUUCAUAGUGAAACGCCAUUUUGGAAAGAGGACUUUGGGAUUAAGAAAGUACAAGUGUAGUGAGAAUAACUGAAUUAUUCUGUUAUGCAGGUUUUGUUGCAUUUUAUUUGAAAAUAAUUCUCAUUGUGUUGUGAUGUUUGGAUGUGUGGAUAAACAAUUGAUUGUUGGAUGUUUGGAGCGUUUUAUAUUUAUAUUUACAUCAGAAUGUAAAAAUUUGAUGAAAAUUCUAUGAUGGAAUCAACAAUAAAGAUUUUGAGUAUA
Harmonia axyridis is the source of this 3727-nucleotide messenger RNA. It is a transcript of the gene Ranbp16, whose product is annotated as exportin-7. Gene Ontology annotation, biological process: protein export from nucleus. The transcript is spliced from 13 exons. Gene Ontology annotation, molecular function: small GTPase binding; nuclear export signal receptor activity. NCBI's taxonomy places the organism in Eukaryota, Metazoa, Arthropoda, Insecta, Coleoptera, Coccinellidae. Bases 154 to 3474 code for a protein of 1106 amino acids. The record is from RefSeq and is a predicted model, not a curated record. Gene Ontology annotation, cellular component: cytoplasm; nuclear pore.